AUGGAUAAGUCAUGGAUGCACUCGGAUAGAAGAUCGAAGGCAUAUGAGUUAGGGGUGGAAGCAUUUUUGAACUUUUCUGUAGAAAAUCUUCUAACUACCACACAUAUCCGUUGUCCAUGUGUUAAAUGUGUUAAUUUGAAAUUGUUUGGGGUUGGAAUUAUAAGGGAUCACUUAUACUUUAAUGGAGUUGACCAAAGCUAUAAGAAUUGGACAUUUCACGGAGAACCUUGGGAAGCAGCUACUAAUGCUAGUAGAAAUGUUGAAGAAGAUGAUGACCAUAGUAGGUACAGUUUUGUGUCUGAAGAAAUAGAGAUGGAUGAUAAUGAUUUUGGUGAUUUUGGAUCUGAUCCUUAUGAGUUUGCCAAUGUGAUUGGGGAUGGAGAUCAACCAUUGUACCCUGGUUGUAGAAAGUACACGAAGUUAUCGGCAUUAGUGAAGUUGUAUAAUUUGAAGGCAAAAUAUGGGAUGAGUGAUGUCUGUUUUACAGAAUUAUUGAUACUUCAAGGCGAUUUGCUUCCAGAAGGAAAUACAAUACCGGCCUCUAUGUAUGAGGCAAAAAAAGACUUUGUGUGCAUUGGGGCUGAGUUAUGA
Prunus armeniaca (apricot) is the source of this 591-nucleotide messenger RNA. The record is from the annotation of a GenBank genome assembly. NCBI's taxonomy places the organism in Eukaryota, Viridiplantae, Streptophyta, Magnoliopsida, Rosales, Rosaceae.